CAAAACAAGGCCCACUAAGCUCGUUACAAACUAGGGUUUCAAUGUCAUAUAUAAAAAACCAAACACUACCACCAUUUCUCUUUUGACAAAAGGUUCCAGCAGCAGCAUCAGUAUCCAAAACCCUAAUUUCUUCAAAUCUCGGAACCCCAUUUUCAACCAUGUCGUCGAAGAGAAAGGUUAGGGAGCCAAAGGAAGAGACAGUAACAUUGGGUCCAGCUGUUAAGGAUGGUGAACAUGUUUUCGGUGUUGCUCGCAUUUUUGCUUCGUUUAACGACACCUUCAUUCAUGUUACUGAUUUAUCUGGCAGGGAAACCCUUGUCCGUAUCACUGGUGGGAUGAAAGUUAAGGCUGACAGAGAUGAAUCAUCUCCCUACGCUGCUAUGCUUGCAGCACAGGAUGUUGCUACUAGAUGCAAGGAGCUUGGUAUUACUGCACUUCACAUUAAGCUCCGUGCCACUGGUGGAAACAAGACUAAAACACCUGGCCCUGGUGCUCAAGCUGCUCUUCGUGCUCUUGCUCGUUCUGGAAUGAAAGUUGGUCGUAUAGAGGAUGUCACACCCAUUCCUUCCGAUAGCACCCGUAGAAAGAGUGGUAGAAGGGGUAGAAGGCUUUAGAUACCUUAUGGUGUAUGGAAGCUGGAGUUGUAUCUUUUACUUUCCAUGCCAAACAGAAUUGUGGCAUUUUGAAAUUUGAAAUUUAGCCAUGUUUGAUUCAACACCUAAACAUAAGUAUUUCUUGUGUUAUUUUAGGAAGACUACUGAAAUUUUUGAAUGUUGGUUGCUAUGUUGUCCGAAUUAGCUUUAUUGUUUACUUUCAUUGUUUGUUUGAGAACUUGCCAGAUUAUUAGAAUUAUGUUCAGCUUUGUGCGUUUGGUCUA
This is a messenger RNA of Medicago truncatula (barrel medic), 877 nucleotides long. RefSeq names its product 40S ribosomal protein S14. The transcript is spliced from 6 exons. Gene Ontology annotation, molecular function: structural constituent of ribosome. Bases 159 to 614 code for a protein of 151 amino acids. Gene Ontology annotation, biological process: translation. The record is from RefSeq and is a predicted model, not a curated record. Gene Ontology annotation, cellular component: ribosome. Lineage: Eukaryota; Viridiplantae; Streptophyta; Magnoliopsida; Fabales; Fabaceae.